Penaeus monodon (black tiger shrimp) is the source of this 570-nucleotide messenger RNA. RefSeq lists its product as uncharacterized. The transcript has 3 exons. The coding region runs from base 1 to 570 and encodes 189 amino acids. Lineage: Eukaryota; Metazoa; Arthropoda; Malacostraca; Decapoda; Penaeidae. The record is from RefSeq and is a predicted model, not a curated record.
AUGAAGCGAGGCAAAGCUGCAGGUAUUCUGCAGGAAGGUCGAGAGGCCAUCUUACCAAGCUGUUCAACAGAUUCCUCAGCAGUGACAAAGUCUCCAGAUACUGAAGGAAUGCCCCACAAAUUCUUCGUGCAUUGGAUCAACAUCGACCACGCAAACAGGCCGGCUUCAAGGUCAGGAUUCUCUAUCAUUGACCACAUUCCUGUCGUAAGCCGGUUCCAGGAGAAGGCCAAAGAGUACAAAAUUCCACUUUGCUUUGCCUUUAUUAACUACGAAAAAGCGUUCGACUCCGUUGAGUUCACUUGCACUCUUUGCAGCACUAGAGUUCAGGGAGUUGACGUUGCCUUCAUUACCCUUCUACAAGACCUCUACCAUGGCGCCACACCAUCGGUAAAGCUCCACAGACAGCAUAAAAUCAACUUGGAGAGAGGAGCGAGGCGAGGAGACAACCACGACUCUGCACAGCAUGCCUACAUGAUAGUAUCAUCAACAAGCAUGUACCGAGGCAAAACCAAAAAGAUGAAUGAAUCCACGAAUCUCCGUGAUUGCCAGUGGAUGGACAGCUAUGGGUAA